Striga asiatica is the source of this 618-nucleotide messenger RNA. NCBI's taxonomy places the organism in Eukaryota, Viridiplantae, Streptophyta, Magnoliopsida, Lamiales, Orobanchaceae. The record is from the annotation of a GenBank genome assembly.
AUGAUUGGCACAGAGCACGUGCCUUGUAUGGGGUCGUUAGAUGUGAGCAACUCAUUUCUUGAUUAUGCCUCAGUUAAAGCUCAUGCGGGUUCGAAGAUUUCGAGGAAAAAGAGAAAAAGUGGGAGUCUUACAGCAAAUUCUGGAUAUUUUUCUUACAAAGCUGUGAGGGUUGUUUUGAACCAGCUCUAUGAGAUGAACAACCCAGCUCGUACUAUAAGUGCCCAUGUCAAUGUUAUAUUAUUUCUUUGGUAUGCGUUGAGAUACUUAUCAUGGUCAAAGAAAGCUUAUAGUUUCUCGAUAUUGUGGACUUACAAUAUGGACUUAACUCUAAUUUUGAACGGCAGCUCUAACGGGGUUGCGAAAAUCAUCAUAAUCAUUUUCAAGAUAACAUGUGAGCUGCCGUUCAAGCCCAUCGUCGCCAGCCUGAGCAAGGAGGAGCUGUGGCUCAUGAUUUGGGACAGUGCCGCCAUAUAUAAUCUUGCCUCCGUCCUCGCCUGUUUGGGCCUUUUGGUUUUCAAGCUCUUUAUAUACUUCCUCUCCAGGCCGCGCUACAUCUAUUUUCUUGAUUUCGCAUGUUACAAACCAAGUCAUGAUUUGAAGCUUCCGGAGCUACUUUAA